AUGUCUCAAAAGCUUGUGCUAAUUACUGGUGUUUCUCAGGGCAUUGGAAAUGCAUUGAUGAGAAAUCUAUUGGCUAAGUCUUCAUAUAAGAUUAUUGGAACUGUUAGAAAUGCAAGUGAUAAAGAGAAAGUCAUGCAAUCACUUGUUUCCGAUCGGACUAAAAGUAAUUUGGAUGAAAGAGUGACCCUUGUAAAUAUUAAUUUUCUCAAAGAAUUGCAGAAUAAGCAAGAAGCCAAUGAUUGGAUCAAGUCAAUCAGUGCAGAUGCUUCUAAACAUUUCCAAAAUACCUUUACUGCCCCAAAUAUUCUCAUCAACAAUGCAGGAAUAAUGUUGAAAAAUGAUGAAAAUUUCAAGAACAUGUCAACUGUUCAAUUGGUGAGAGAUACAUUGAAGGUUAACUUUUUUACUCCAUUCUAUUUGAGUGAGAGUUUAUUGGACAUUAGUUCCUCAUCAGCUCAUUCCCCAACCAUCUUGAAUUUGGGAGCCAGAGUAUGUAAAUUAUCAACCAACAAUUAUCUGAAAUCAAUUCCAGAAAUUGGAGAAACUCUCAAAGAUAAAGUAUUCACUCCAGAAAAAUCUCAACUCACCUCAGAAGAUUUAUAUCAUCUUCUCACUCAAUCAGUUAUGAAAAAUCCAGAUUACAUGUCUACUGAAAGAAUAUCCAAAAUUCCAGCAGCACUUCCAGAUGCUCCCUAUCUUGUUUCAAAGGUUUUCCUUCAUGCAUUGACUAAAAUUGAGGGAACAACUCGUCAAAACGCUCAAGUCAAUGCUGUAGAUCCUGGUUGGGUCAACACUAGAUUGACCUCCUUUAAGGCUCCACUCACACCAGAUAAGGCAGCUCAAAACAUUCUCCAACUCUUAGACACACCUCUUCAAAAUGGACAACUCUAUGGAGAUGGAAAACUCAUCACUUAUGUAUAA
This is a messenger RNA of Naegleria gruberi, 921 nucleotides long. RefSeq lists its product as uncharacterized. Bases 1 to 921 code for a protein of 306 amino acids. The transcript has a single exon. The record is from RefSeq and is a predicted model, not a curated record. Gene Ontology annotation, molecular function: oxidoreductase activity. NCBI's taxonomy places the organism in Eukaryota, Heterolobosea, Eutetramitea, Acrasida, Naegleriidae.